AUGUUCGACAUCACCAAGAUCUUUGCUGUGUACGCUGUCAUCAUGGCCGUUUUCGACAAAGGCGCGCAUGCCGAGAAAGAAGUCGCCGAGACGUUUGGAUUGGUCGGUGGCCACUCUUUGGGUGCAGGCGUUGGCCUCGGAGGCGUCGGUGCAGGAGUCGGCCUUGGCGGUGUCGGUGUAGGUGUUGGAGCCGGCUUGAACACUGGUGUCGGCUAUCCUGGUGUCGCCGGGUAUCCGGUCAGUGGCCAAGAUGUCAACGUUCGUACCGGCGGUGGCAACGGCAACUCGGUCAAGACAUCGACUGUGACGACUGUCGACGGUACUAGCUCUGGAACGGCGUCCACUGGCACGAGCACAGGCGGCGGAUCGGCAAACACUGCUGCACAUGCGAAUGCAAGUGCGAAUGCGAAUGCCUACGCAAGUGCGAAUGCGAAUGCUGGGGCAAAGACCGGAACCAACGUUGGUGAGACAAUGACUGGAACCAGCGAUACUUCUCAAAACGUGUACCGCAAGCUUCGCUCGGAGAAGUGA
This is a messenger RNA of Hyaloperonospora brassicae, 531 nucleotides long. Lineage: Eukaryota; Oomycota; Peronosporomycetes; Peronosporales; Peronosporaceae. The record is from the annotation of a GenBank genome assembly.